AUGGUCCAACUACAGAACUUCUUCUUUUUCAUUACUUCCAUGGUCGUGCCCCGUGGCAUGGCAGCACCCGUACUAUUGAAAUGGUUCGUCAAUAGAGAUGUUCCCACUGGUGCCUCUUCUUCCAAUGGUACUAUAAUUCCUAUUCCUAUAUCUUUAUUCCCUUUUUUGGUCUUUCUACAUUCAAGGAAAUUCAUACGCUCCAUGGACACAGCAAAAAGUGGAGUGUUGGUCAAAGCAAGCCGCCCUAUUCUAUUACCAGACAAAAUUGGGAGAAGCUCAUCCACUAGAAAUGCUUUAUUUCAUUUUGUUCCCGUUCUUCAUUUCCUUAUUAUCGAAUCCAUGGGGGACUUGUCAUAUUUAGAAUCUUUCUGUGUUCUGCUCUGUUUACAAUUCUUUCGUACUCUCUUCUCUUUACCACGCGAUAGGUCAGCGAAGCGUGAGCGGGCGCUCCGAAGUAAAGGCCAAACACUUCGGCCUAAGGGGAAUGAGCAACAAAAUGACAAGAUGAGGUGCCCCGGGCACCCCCAUAUAGAAAGAAGGGUCGAAGGUUUUCGGCCUGUAGCUUUCCCCGCACCCCCCUCGUCGAGUGGUGCUUGUUUGGGGGGUGUGCCACAUGAAAUCGGGCUUGAAGCUCUCGCCUUACCAACGAGCCGAUUGUUGAUGGCAGUUGGUCAGGACUACUACAAAAAAGUGAAGAUGAAUCUUUCUAUUUCACAUGGAGGAGUGUGCAUCUUUAUGUUGGGUGUUCUUCUGUCAUGCGACCCGAUGGCUUAUGUGCGACCUGUGGCCCUCGCCUCCUAUUCUAUUUGUUCAGGGCGGGCGGCGUGA
This is a messenger RNA of Panicum virgatum (switchgrass), 828 nucleotides long. RefSeq names its product cytochrome c biogenesis CcmF C-terminal-like mitochondrial protein. The record is from RefSeq and is a predicted model, not a curated record. The transcript has a single exon. The coding region runs from base 1 to 828 and encodes 275 amino acids. NCBI's taxonomy places the organism in Eukaryota, Viridiplantae, Streptophyta, Magnoliopsida, Poales, Poaceae. Gene Ontology annotation, biological process: cytochrome complex assembly.